This is a messenger RNA of Angiostrongylus costaricensis, 768 nucleotides long. The record is from the annotation of a GenBank genome assembly. NCBI's taxonomy places the organism in Eukaryota, Metazoa, Nematoda, Chromadorea, Rhabditida, Metastrongylidae.
AUGUGUCCAAAUAAUCCAUUAUAUUGGAUAAUCGAUGAAAUCAUUGAGCUAAUUAUCUUUCAGAGUCCGCUGUCGACAGAUUCCUCACCAAGUCCGGUGGUGCCAUUCCAAUCACUUCUCGAGGAUCGAACGCGAAAACUCUCACCGUCUGAAUUGCCCACAGAACGCGGCAUAAUCACAUUCACACUUAGCUACGAUCCCGUAUCGCUUUCUCUCCAGGUCGGUAUUGUCGAGUGUCGAAAUCUAUGCGAACUUGUCGUGUCAAGAGACGGACAAUGCCUACUCGAUCCAUAUGUGAAAUUACAGCUUCUUCCAGAACGCGAACAUCGUGUCAAGACCCGCAUUGUACGUUCGACGACCUCUCCAAAGUACGAUGAGCAAUUUACACUUUAUGGUGUGACAAGCGAACAAAUUGGCCUCAGCACAUUACAUUUUCAAGUUGUUGCUUUCGAUCGCUACAGUCGUGACACCGUCGUCGGUGAGUGUGUCUAUAGACUGGCAGAUGGCGAGUUGAUGCAUCAUCAAGAAAUGAGGCUAGUUUUAUUCUCGCUACUGUCAAAAUUCAUCCAGUUGAAAGUGGAGUUAGCACUUCAACCACGUGCUUCGGAUUGUGUUACAUCUCGUGGAGAGCUACUUCUAUCUCUUACCUAUCAACCAGCAUUUAACAAUCUGACGGUAGUGGUGUUGAAAGCACGAGGUCUAAGCAGAAACGAAACCGGAACAGCAGGUGGGUUAACAAGUGGCAAGUGUGGUGAGCGCUAUGUUUGA